GCUUCGUCGUUUAAGUAACCGAAUUUGAACGGUUGUCUUCAGCGAGGGUUGGAAGCGCGGUGACAGGACUCCUCAUGUCAUGGCUUCAGUUCUGGAGGACCCUGCCUUGGAACGACAUUUCCGAGGUCACAGAGAUGCUGUGACAUGUGCAAACUUCAGUCCCAAUAACAAACAGCUUGCUACAGGCUCAGCUGAUACAAACGUCAUGAUCUGGAACCUGAGUCCGAAGGCCAGGGCAUUUAGAUUUGUGGGACACAAAGAUGCCGUCACAGGUGUUGAGUUUUCCCCGUCCGGCGAGCUUCUGGUUUCUUCGUCCCGGGACAAAACCGUUCGACUUUGGACUCCCACCAUUAAAGGAGAGUCAGUGCUGUUCAGAGCUCAUACAGCUGCAGUGCGGAGCGUGAGCUUCUCUCAAGAUGGCCAGCAGUUGGUCACAGCCUCUGAUGACAAGUCAGUGAAGGUGUGGGCUGUCCACCGACAGCGCUUCCUCUACUCUCUGAACCAGCACACCAACUGGGUUCGCUGUGCACGAUUCUCCCCAGAUGGGCGUCUCAUUGCAUCCUGUGGGGAUGACAAGACAGUGCAGCUGUGGGACACGGCCACCCGGCAGCGUAUCAACAUCUUCACUGAUUACGGAGGAUGUCAAACUGCUGUGGAGUUCAAUAGCAGUGGGACCUGCAUUGCUUCUUCUGGGACUGACAACACAUUGAAAAUAUGGGAUUUACGUACAAACAAACUUCUGCAACAUUACCAAGUCCACAGCGCGAUGAUCAACGCCUUCUCCUUUCACCCAUCGUGCAACUUCAUCAUUACUGCGUCCAGCGACAGCACGGUGAAGGUCCUUGACCUGCUGGAAGGCAGGCUCAUUUACACACUCCAUGGCCACAAGGGCUCAGUUCUGACCGUGUCAUUCUCUCGAGUUGGCAGCCUCUUUGCAUCUGGAGGCUCUGAUGCUCAGGUGCUGAUGUGGCGGACCAACUUUGAUGCUUUCAGCUAUAAGGAGAUGCUGAAGAGACACAGUCAGAGGGUAAAUCCAGAGCCUCCUCCACACCUGGCUGAUAUCUACCCGCGAGGACCACACCUUCAUUCGGCUCAGUCCAGCUCCAUUGAGAUUAACCCGUGCGUGGUGGACACUCAGACAGCGGACCCUGCCAUCAUCGAGGCUGGUCAGAGCGUCAACUCAAACAUGGGCGGUGCUGACCUGGAGAGCAGGGCAGGGGGUGGCCAGGCAGCCCGGGAGGAAGAUGCCCUGGGGUAUAGCGUGGCCUCCUCCCCUGAGCAGUCCUCUGGCCUCCCAUUAACCAUCAGUAGCACCCUGGAGCACAUCGUACGCCAGCUGGAUAUACUCACACAGGCCGUGUCGCUGCUGGAGGAGAGGCUCACGCUGACCGAAGACAAGCUCAAGGAGUGUCUGGAUGCUCAGGCCCACAUGGUGCUGCAGGUGCAGCAGGCAGGAGAGGGACCCAUGGAAAGUGGCUCUCAGGAUUCCUCUGCAUAGGACACCCCCAACCCCACCACACUGGGGGAGCGGUUCCACUCCUGGGUCACCUGUCAUGAUGGGGACAGCCCUUGGGGUCCUGUGGUUGGAAAUCCUUUGCAACCCUGCAGAUGCUGAACUAAAUUGAGGCUUCUGGGGGGCCCGUGUGAACAGGAGGGAAAAGGAAACACACCUGGCAGGCAGCCGCUACAGUGAAAACACACGACCUUGUUUCGACAACGACUACAAUCGCGUUUCUCAGGGCCGCAGCGUGAAGAUGUGAGGUUCACCACUUCCUCGCACUUCUGUAGCUCUCACAGGUUUGUCUAGAUGGCAUUGAGAUAUCACCCGCAGCAAGCGCUCGUGACUAUGCACGUGUGUGUCUCCGUUUUAUGUUGGUUUACAUUGCAUUUAUCGAUUAAAGGACAGGGGGACUUCUUCCUGACAGUGAUGUCUUAUUGGUCCUUUCUGGUAGUGACCAUACAGGACCAUCCCCCACCCACCCCCCCCCAGCAGGUUUCAGAUUACAGGGGUUCAGUGGAAGCCAUGAAGAACACCACAAAGGCUUUCACAAAUAUGUGUGUGCGUGCGCGUGGGCGCACAGUGCCACAUCCUUCCUCAUGCCGACAACCUCUGAAAGGCUCUGUUCUCCUCGCAGGAAGUCAGCAGAAAUGAGCCUGGUGAGAACGUGCGUGCCCUUAAAGCAGUAGCUCAUGUGCUGCACCAGUUGGAAGCCGUGUUCUCCGGCAGCCCUCGGCUCAGCUGCUCACCUCUUUUUCCUCUUUGCUACCUGAUGCCCCAAUAUUGUGCACCACUGAAACACAAAAAGGUACUUUUAGCAUUAUUCCAGAAUAACUUUAGAGCAGGUGCUGAUGGCCCAGAGGACGACAGGUGCACUGAAAGUGUCAAUGUGUCCAGUUUCUUCAUGUCCAUUCUGGAGACUGUUCUUCAGGGUGUACCCUGGAGUACAGAUAUAGAGAUAUAGAUCCUGUGUCCCUCCUUGGGGGAGGGGGGCUCCCCCACAGGCACUGUCACUGCAGCCAUGUGGCCGUAGGCUAGGAAGUCCGAGCAGAUCUGAUAAUCAUCUGGGCUCUUGGAGAAAGGUGUGUUGGUUGGUUGUUCUUUUCCUGCCAGCGUGGUCCCAGUCGUAUGGCUUCCUGCCCAGCAUGACCUGUGUUCUUCAGCUACUCCUCCAUUGCCGGGAAAAGACAUCUUUCCCAGGUUUAUUGGCACGGAUCAGUGGUUCGCCGCCAUUGCUUUCGGGAAACGCAGAAUUGUUUUCCUGUUUCUGCUCAGCACUGGAAGCGCGAGAACUAUCAUCUCUGUUGUUGAUAAGGAACUUCCCUCUGGUGGAGCUGCUUCCGGGUCCUGACCGGUUCUGCAGGGUUCCGGUCUGUUGAAUGGACCGUGCAUCUCGUUUGCUGCCAGGAAGAGGUCGUCCGUCCGUCCUUCCUUCCUUCCUUCCUUCCUUCCUUCCUUCCUUCCUUCCUUCCUUCCUUUCAUCCUUCAGGAUGCAAGAGUAAAACCUUGUAUUUUUGUUUGUAAGCAACAUUUUUGUCCUGUUUUAGUUGUCGGCUACUCGUUCAUUGCUGGAUUUACUGGAAAAUGAAUGAUUAUUCUAUAGAAAUAGUACAAUAACACAUAUCCCUUACAUACACCCGGGUCCCACUUAUUGUUCUGUACCAUAACUAGUGUGAAGACAGUGACCGCUAGUGAUCCGGCUGGGUUCGAAUGGUUGGACUCCUCUUUCAAUGUGGGCACUUGGUGGAGACGCAUGUUCCUUCAAGCCACUUAUGAAUACAGUGACACUUCUUCCACAACACAACCAACCACUGUAUAGACUUCCUCCUUCCUGUUAUAUCAACAGCUUCAGCCAGUCAAAACCUUUGCUUAAGGUAAAUAUAAUACCACAACGGAAACAGCACAUUCAGUACUAUUAUUCAUUUACCUGACACUUUUCUCCAAAGCGACUUAAUGCAACCUGCUUAAUUAACUAACCUAUUUAUAUUGCUGGGUGCUUCUUUAUGGUAAAUACUGAGAGCAGGAUUCAAACCUCUAUGCCACUUCCUACUCUUUAAUUAUAAUUUUUAGAGAACUACAAGCAUGCAAAUAAGGAGAAUUUUGCUGUCAGACAAAUUAGUGUCACCCACUCAUUUAUAGUUAUGCACAAUGUGUGUGAGUGAAAGAGAGGGGGACAGGCAAUGAUCUCAGUGUGGACUUACGUCAUCUGCGGCCACAUUAGGCCAAGCAUUUCUAUCAUGAAUGAAAAUAAAACAUGGUAAGCUGGAAACAUGUAUAUAUUUGUACAAACAUUGUAAAAUUCAGUGUUAUUGUCAUGCAUAAAAAUACCUUUUGUUGUUGGUAUUUUUAAUGACAUCUUUCCUCCAGUGCACACUGUUUUCCCCCUAAAAUAGCGCUAAUAGGAUCCCAAGGUGAUUUUCAGCUCUAUACACUGUCAGCUGUUUGGGAUCAAAUUUGAU
Molecule: messenger RNA, 3957 nt
Organism: Scleropages formosus (Asian bonytongue)
Lineage: Eukaryota; Metazoa; Chordata; Actinopteri; Osteoglossiformes; Osteoglossidae
Gene: poc1b
Product: POC1 centriolar protein B
Exons: 12
Coding region: 80-1498 (472 amino acids)
Biological process (GO): cilium assembly
Cellular component (GO): centriole; ciliary basal body
Molecular function (GO): protein binding
Source: RefSeq, a predicted model, not a curated record